GCUUGGUGAGGAGGUUUCGAAGCAGUUCCCGGUAAUCCACGGCCUGCUCAACAACGCAGGUACUUUUGCGGGGGACUACACUGGCACACGGAAGGUCACGGCUGAGGGUAACGAGUAUUCGCUUGCUGUGAACGUCCUUGCCCCCUUCUUGCUCACCUCCCUGCUGCUGGAAAACGUCCGGGCAUCAGGGGCAGGCCGGGUCCUGAUUACUUCCUCGAUUUCCGCUGGCUCUCGGGAUGCUUUGUCCGACUUGCAAUGCGAGAAGCACUGGUCCGACCACCGGGCCUACGAGCUAAGCAAGCUUUGUGAUGCCAUGAUCACCAUGGAGCUCGAUGCGCGCUACGGGGAUCCACCAAGGCUCAGCUUUCACACCAUGGAUCCAGGCACGGUGGACACGAAGAUGCUGAGAGCAGGAUGGGGCUUCGGUGGUGCAUCGGUGCGGUCGGCAACCACAUCCUUUGAGAUGCUCACACAGGACCGCUUCCAAACGAGCUCCGGUGAAGGGAAAGGCUAUUGCUGUGGCGAGAAGGAGGCGUCUCGCCGAAAACUCUGGGAUGAACUCGUGAAGCUUACAGAUGCCAAGUACCCAUGA
Symbiodinium necroappetens is the source of this 592-nucleotide messenger RNA. The record is from the annotation of a GenBank genome assembly. Lineage: Eukaryota; Dinophyceae; Suessiales; Symbiodiniaceae.